Messenger RNA from Fonsecaea nubica, 1164 nucleotides. RefSeq lists its product as hypothetical. The coding region runs from base 1 to 1164 and encodes 387 amino acids. Lineage: Eukaryota; Fungi; Ascomycota; Eurotiomycetes; Chaetothyriales; Herpotrichiellaceae. The transcript has a single exon. The record is from RefSeq and is a predicted model, not a curated record.
AUGCUUUCUCCAGUGUUUUUCCCUCUCCUUGCUGUGCUGCUGUCAUGGCCUACCGUUGCGAUUGGGCAAAAACAGAAGAAUAUUGGGCUUACCAAGACGCAAGAACCCGACCCUACCAUCACAGCCAGCGUGAAAUCAAUCUUCAGCUCUUUUAGCCGCGACGAAGAAAGGACAUUUGAUCCAAAGUCGGCUUCGGGCUGUUGUGAUCCAACCUGUGCCUUAGGAUUAUGCAAUGGCAUUUAUCCCUUUGACACGACCCCUCCUCCUGAUGCAGCUCGCACUGCGACUGCUUCGUCUGCGAUUGUCACAGAAUCUUGCUGUUCUGCCGGCUGUCCCGAUGGUUUCUGCAGAGGUUUCGAGCGAUUCAGGCAUUGGUGGCCUAUAGGCUGCGUUGGUCGAGGUUGCGCUGUGCCCACAGGGCAACGAUGGAAUCAUUUGCCAGCCCAUCUGCAUCCUGGAAGUCGCUGUGAAGGGCGGGAUUGUUCACCGGGCGUCCAUCAAAGCGACUCUCCUAUAACGACAAUCUUUGCGGAUGCCGCCUUUAGUGCUAUCGACGCUGUCAAGGCUACCAAUACUGCAGCAUCGAGUCCCAAAACUGCCAACAAGGAACCAACGCUUCAGUUUCAUUCCGCCGAGCUCGCCGGUCAGGAUCAAGAUACGCUUCCAAUAGUUGUGGAAAACAACGCCAAAGAGCCCGUCACUCUCCUCGCAGACAUUGAACUGGCGUUGACCGAGAACUACAUCUCAUCUGGCAUGCUGUCUGCCCUGGGCCUCUCGACUACUUCGUCCAAACUCAGCCCAAUAGCAAAGGAAGACCAACGCGCUGCUGCCCUAGGCACACCCGCCUUCCACGUUACACCACACGCGAAAAUUUCGCUGAACUUGCUCGCCGGACCCAAGGUUGCGCUGAACCAGUUUGCGGAUAUUGCGUUCAACGUCUUCGAUCUCCCCCCCAUCCACGAGCGAGCAGGUGUUCCCUGGGAGCCGGAGGUUUUUCUGGGUGUGGCUUUCCUCCGCAAGGCGUCGGCUCUGCGGCUCGUCGAUGGAUUCGCAGGACACCCCGCGCUCAAGGGGUUGCCCGUCGUGGUGAGAGACAUACCGGGCACGGACACGAACUCCGCAGGAAACCAGAGCGAACAGACACCGGCGAAGGACGAAUUGUGA